CAGAGCCAGCUACUCCUUUCCUGCUUCCAGUUCUCAGCUGCAGGUCGGUGGGGGCACUGAGGAUUUUCUUUCAACCCAGGGAGCAGUGGAACAGAUAGUUUGAUUAAUCCCACCGGGAGAGAUCUUUAACUGCAAAAGCGCUCUGCAAUGUUAGCUCUCUACGAGGAGAGCGAACCAUUGAAGACAGGAACAAAGGGACAACUGCUCUGUCUUGUUGUUGUUGUUGUUGCUGCUGUUGUUGUGUUGUUCAUUGUUGCCCUUGUUUUUUAGGGCGCUGUCGGCCAGACAGACCCGGUAAUCUGGGAGCGGGCAGUGGAGCGCGCUCCCCGCAGUCAACUUGUGGGUGCGCUGGGGAAACAGAUCAAGUGUCAAUCAAGGGCGCGCGCUGGACUCCUCCGAACGCCGGGUGCGGGCAAACAAACUCCUGCAGGCUCCCCCGCAGAAGAGAACAUGCCCCCCAAAUCCUUUUCCAAUCUCUCCGAGGCCCUGGGCGCAAAUCUCAGCGCUCCUGACCCGGGGGCUCACGCCAAGGACCUCUCGCCUCCCGCCUACGGGACCCCCGCCGAGUUGGUGAUCCGCUGCGUGAUCCCGUCCCUCUACCUGCUCAUCGUCACGGUGGGCUUGCUGGGCAACGUCCUGCUGGUGAAGAUCUUCAUCACCAACAGCGCCAUGAGGAGCGUCCCCAACAUCUUCAUCUCGAACCUGGCCGCCGGGGACGUGCUGCUGCUGCUCACCUGCGUGCCGGUGGAUGCCUCGCGCUACUUUUUCGACGAGUGGAUGUUCGGGAAGGUGGGCUGCAAACUCAUCCCCGUCAUCCAGCUUACGUCCGUGGGGGUUUCGGUGUUCACGCUCACCGCGCUCAGCGCGGACAGAUACAGAGCCAUUGUAAACCCCAUGGAUAUCCAGACAUCAGGGGCAGUGCUGUGGACCUGUGUGAAGGCCGUGGGCAUCUGGGUAGUCUCUGUGCUGUUGGCAGUUCCUGAAGCUGUGUUUUCAGAAGUGGCUCGUGUUGGCAGUUUGGAAAACGGCAGCUUCAUAGCAUGCAUACCCUACCCUCAGAAGGAUGAAUUACACCCAAAGAUCCAUUCAGUGCUCAUCUUCUUGGUCUAUUUCAUCAUACCACUUACUAUUAUUAGCAUUUAUUAUUAUCAUAUUGCAAAGACCUUAAUUAAAAGUGCACAUAAUCUUCCUGGAGAAUAUAAUGAGCAUACCAAGAAACAGAUGGAAACACGGAAACGUUUGGCUAAAAUCGUGCUGGUCUUUGUGGGCUGCUUUGUCUUCUGUUGGUUUCCAAAUCACAUCCUCUACCUGUACAGGUCUUUCAACUACAGUGAGAUUGAUCCCUCCCUAGGCCAUAUGAUUGUCACCUUAGUUGCCAGGGUUCUGAGCUUUUGCAAUUCUUGUGUCAAUCCAUUUGCUCUUUAUGUACUCAGCGAAAGCUUCAGGAGGCAUUUCAACAGCCAACUCUGCUGUGGAAAGAAGUCAUUUCAAGAAAGAUCAACUAGCUACUUACUCAGCACCUCUGCAGUUCGCAUGACCUCUCUGAAAAGCAAUACUAAAAAUAUGGUGACCAAUUCUGUCUUACUAAAUGGGCACAGCAUGAAGCAGGAAAUGGCGCUGUGAUUUUGACCAUUCGUCUAAAUAUCUGGAAAGAACUUUCUAUUUUAUAUCUGUUGAGCAGAGCAGAAUUAAACUGUUUUCUCAUUCUGAUUACCAUUAUUCAACUAACUAAUUUGUGAAAGGAUUCUAAGAUUGAUUCAGAAAGGACGAAUCAAACAGAUCUGAAAAAUAUUUUUCUGACUAGGAUUUUAAAUUACAUUAAAAUAUGUUUAUCGUUCACACUAAAAUGUUACAAAAUAAAUUCUUCAUGUAUAUAAAUCCACAUUGCUUUAAGGUUUAAACUGUUGCUAGAGAUCACUCUGGUAUAUUUAUCUUAAAUUUAUUUUAUCUUGAUGCAUGAAAUAAAUUCCUUUGUUGAGAUGACUUAACAGUGUAUGAGUCCAACCUCUAAUAUUUGAUACAGUCUUUUUUUCUUAGUGAAUUUUAUUUAUAACUAGUGAAUGCAUGUAUCACCAGGUUUGAAUAAAGUAUUAGAAUAUUCAAAAGUUGGAGCUUAUUGAUAAGUGAAUAAUAAUUAUUGUGAUUCUUUAUGUGAUUUAUCAUAAUGUACAGCAAUAGCUUAUACAUGGAGCUUCUACUUGUAUAAUUAACAGUAAUAUGGUAUUUGUGGUAUAAGUGGCCAAGUAGGUGUUAUGUGAUUAUGAUUAUAUUCUGCAUGUAAUAUGUGUGUCAUAUGCCCCAAAUUGUAAUCCUGUGAUUAAAAAUUGGCAUGGCAAUUUUUGUAUGCAUUACUAAAUCCUUGAAUAUUUGUAUGACUCUAUAGAUAGAAGGCUUGUGUAUGUUUAGUGAAUUCAAGCAUUUGUUUUCUUGCAACAGUUACCUGGCAAGUACAAAUGAUUUGCAUCAUUCUCAUGAUUUUCUAUGAAUCCGAGUCUUAAUAUUUUGCCCCAAAAGGAAGAGGUUAUCUUAAUUAAAUUCCAAAAGUUGCCUUCUAAGUGUGUAUUAACAAGUAAGACAUUGAACUAAAUAUGUUUCAUGUGUUUUUCUUUUUCAAAUAUGGUGACUACAAAACUGUGCAUUAAAUUCUUAAACAGACUAGA
Sorex araneus (European shrew) is the source of this 2660-nucleotide messenger RNA. RefSeq names its product neuromedin B receptor (gene NMBR). The record is from RefSeq and is a predicted model, not a curated record. Gene Ontology annotation, cellular component: membrane. Lineage: Eukaryota; Metazoa; Chordata; Mammalia; Eulipotyphla; Soricidae. Gene Ontology annotation, biological process: bombesin receptor signaling pathway. Gene Ontology annotation, molecular function: bombesin receptor activity. The transcript is spliced from 3 exons. Bases 451 to 1623 code for a protein of 390 amino acids.